AUGAAAUCGACCACUGCAUUGAAAUCAGAGUUGGCAGUUGUAUACGGACUUGAAGGAGUUGGACUGGAUCCUUCCCAAUUCAGAGUCCAUCACCAUUACCAUAAAGACGAGGAGAAUGAUGCCUUGGUUGGUGGCCCAGCUCAGCUCACUGAUGAGGAGAAAUAUAGGGACUGUGAAAGAUUCAAGUUUUGCUGCCUCAAAUGUGGAACAGAAAAUAUUUAUGACAAUGUCUUUGAUGGUUUGGGGCGAUUUAUUGAACCCAGCUUGCAAAGGUGCAGUAAGACUGACUGUGAAGAGCCUCCUUUCAACUACGUGGUUCAAAUGAACAACAAAUUGCUGUUGGAUAUUAGACGCUACCUCAGAAAAUAUUAUAAUGGUUGGUUAAUAUGUGAGGAGCCAACUUGCCAGAAUCGAACCCGUCGACUCCCCCUGAGUUUUUCCCGCAGUGGCCCUGUGUGCCAGGCCUGCAAGAAGGCUGUCCUGAGGCCAGAGUAUUCUGAUAAGGCCCUGUACACUCAGCUCUGCUUUUACCGAUACAUUUUUGAUGUGGAGUAUGCAAUGGAUAAAGUGGUUACUGAAGAUGAUAGAG
Antrostomus carolinensis (chuck-will's-widow) is the source of this 589-nucleotide messenger RNA. RefSeq names its product DNA polymerase alpha catalytic subunit-like. NCBI's taxonomy places the organism in Eukaryota, Metazoa, Chordata, Aves, Caprimulgiformes, Caprimulgidae. The annotation marks the transcript as partial. Gene Ontology annotation, molecular function: chromatin binding; single-stranded DNA binding; DNA replication origin binding. Gene Ontology annotation, cellular component: alpha DNA polymerase:primase complex. The transcript has 5 exons. Gene Ontology annotation, biological process: lagging strand elongation; DNA replication; mitotic DNA replication initiation. The record is from RefSeq and is a predicted model, not a curated record.